GCUCGGACACUGUUGCCAGGCGCUCGAUGGCUGAUCUCUUACAGGGCCACUCAGAGGAGAGUAAGAGCGGGGUGGCGCCCUCUAGUGACAGUCAACAUCCAGACUCCUAUCAGAUAUGCAGCAGUUCCCAAGCCACUGCCUCCAAAACCCUCCUAACCAUCUGCGCCACCUGUGGAGGAUUCAAGGGGACUCCACUCUCCUACACUGGGGGCUCAGCAAUGCCAGCCGUACCAGCAGGUGAAAGUAUUGAUAAGUGCCCGUGCAGACCCAACAGCUGCUCCUCAGAAUAUAUCAAGGUUGACGCACUGAGGAAAACUACAGAGACCACGUCUGCACCUGCCUCAGUGACCAAUCACAGCUCUGAGAAGCUAAAGAUGAGGAAUGAGGGAUCAGCACCUCUACAGAAGAAAGGCAAGGGGAAAUUAGCUGACCUCUUAGCAGACCUAUUAGGCAUAGGCACAGACCUAUUAGGCACAUCCGGAGAGCCAGGUACAAAGACAAACAACCUGAAUCUUUAUGAAUCAAUGGCUUCUGCUUUGGGACAUGAGCUUAGAUCCCAACAACCUGUUAUCAACUGUGAACUUUUGUGUGAUCUGAACUCAGCAAGACAAGGGGACAAAGGGACUAUCAUUUACGAAAACUGCUUCAAGUGCAAGAAAGGGGAGGAAUGCCACUCGCCUCCUUGGGGGACACCAGCAUUUCCCCGGAACAGCUUUGUCCUACAGGUUGGUCAAAUGCACCACAGUGGUGUAUGUUUUGGACAGCCACUACCCUCUGAGCCCUUGAAGAACAGUGUGGACUGUGAAAAGACAUCUAAUAAAGAGCAGCCUAUUGAAGUGCAACUGCUGGACCCUACACUCCAAGAUGGAGACCUUCCAUGUGUGGAGGUGAAAGAUCAUUCAGUAUCGGUUGAAGACAAGAAGCAGAAGAGUAAGGAGGAGAGGCACAAAGUCGAGUAUGAGAUCAUGGAGAGCCGGGCGUUGGAGAAGAGUUCAGAGGUGGAGCAUCAGGAACCAGAAGAGAAAAGCAAGUACGAGCUGAUGGGCAGUUGUGGACAACAACGGUUCCUUCAUGAGACUGAAGGGGCCAUGUUUGUGUUCCCGACAGAAAUGGCGGCUCCAGAAAGACCCCGCGGUGAUGGAGUGACCUACGUCAAUAUUCCCAUCAGCCCCACGUCCAAGAAACAGCUGAACUACAUGGAGCUGGAGCAUCAGGAGCAAACUGGGGUCAGGGGGACUGGCCAACACCUCCCAGGACAGAGGAAAAGUUCCACUAAAUAUGCCCAGAUUGACAUCACUGCUACGGAUGCCGCCCACAAAACGGGUACCCAGCAUGCCCUGGGGCGAGAGGAGGGUCUUCGCACCCUGGAGCAGAGGAGGAGGGGAGUACCACAGUGACAUCACACCUCCAAUCUUGACCUCCACAGGGCCUCUGGCCCAGACCAGACUGUUGUAUAAAUCUCUAGAAUUCACCAUAAACGUGGAUUUCCUUGGGCACCUCCAGCUGCCAUGAUGUCAAACUCCUCCGAGAUCUGCCACAUUUGAUUUCUCUAACAUCAAUUGUUGACGUCUUCGGACAGUACUGUCAUUCUGCAAUCACGAAAGCAACAUGAAAACAAACUGUAAUUAAAAAGACAAAAGCUGCUGCAUGGAUUUAAGGGAUGUAAAGGGGACAUUUCAAUCCCUUGUGGAACCAGACAUCUCAUUAGAAGGCAUCACUGUCACUGUCACAGCCCUGGGCAGACUUGGGAGGAGUGGGGGGCUGAAAGUGCCAGUCUUGGAACUGAGUCAUUACCCAGGCACAAACCCCCGGAGGAGCAGUGGGUUUUUCACAGCCUCGUCUGUGCCACCCCUAAUCUAAUACAAUACGGUUAGUACCUCGUUUGGGGGAGAUGAGGAGGGAGUUGAAAAAAAGCAUCACCCUCUAACUCCUCUCUGAUUAUCGUUUUACUAAUUCUAUAGUGUUUACUUGUAUGAAAGCCUUGAUUGAGGCCUUUUGAAAGAGACUAGUUUAGUUUAGCACAGGGCCAGAUAGAUAAUGGAUAAUCAGUCUAUAUUUAUCCUGUACAGUACAUGCAGUCUUACUCAUUCAGAAUGUCGUAGCUACAGCGACGUUCAACAAACUUUUUGAGAACUUUAUGAAGCUAAUGCAACAAAGUGGGCAUAGACGUUCCGGCUGUGUUUGUAUACCAAUGAGACCAACGCGAUUAAGCCCUCAUUAUUGGGUUCUGGUGACUCAGCCCAGGCUUGUAAUUGUUCCGCGUUGGCUAAAUGAACUUUGGUUGGCUUGAGUGUGCCUAAUUGCCCGCUGUUGACCACAUCCGUAGCGUUCGUUUCUGGGCGCUCUCCAUUUGUUUUUCAACUACACGGUUCACAUGGCUUCGCUGAGGGACAGACAGACAGAGCUUCAGCAACAUACACCCUAUAAAUAAUUAAUUGGGUUUUUUUCGGCUUCGCAGAAAGGAAAAAUGAAAAACAAUAUCCCGGAAAUGUUUGUCAGAAGCGCCUGUGGCCCCCCAUUAUGCAAACAUAUAUAUCUUUUUUUUUUUUUUAAAUAGCUAGAUAAUUUAAGACAAGAGUUCCUAUGUAAAAGUAACCUUAUUGGAAUAGAAAUUUCUUCUUGUCUAUAUUCCCUACUGUGUGUUGAACGUAUGCGUUUGUUUUGCUGAUACUUUAGACGGUCAUUAUUUUAUUUGUGAUGUUAGUGCGGUUCUCAUUAUAUUAGUACAUAUAUCACUUUUUCAUAUACGCAAAUGUAACCUUGUCUAGAGAGAAAUAUACUUGUAUUAAAACCAAUAUAUAUUUCUCCGGUAUCUGUAAAUACAUUUCCCUGUUUCUGUUCUAGAUGUCUUGGACUGCCAUACAUUAUAUAUUUGAAGAUAAUGUGUAUGUACAGAUCAAUGUUAAGAGUUUUACAUACGAUGUCUGUAUUUUUUCAAAAGCCUUUUAUUUGAACAUUUUAUUUAUAACAAAUAACAACCAUUGCUUUGA
Oncorhynchus nerka (sockeye salmon) is the source of this 2990-nucleotide messenger RNA. RefSeq lists its product as uncharacterized. Gene Ontology annotation, molecular function: protein kinase binding. The transcript has 7 exons. NCBI's taxonomy places the organism in Eukaryota, Metazoa, Chordata, Actinopteri, Salmoniformes, Salmonidae. The record is from RefSeq and is a predicted model, not a curated record. Bases 27 to 1397 code for a protein of 456 amino acids. Gene Ontology annotation, biological process: neuromuscular junction development; positive regulation of protein tyrosine kinase activity.